This is a messenger RNA of Triplophysa dalaica, 4001 nucleotides long. RefSeq names its product PPFIA binding protein 2b (gene ppfibp2b). The coding region runs from base 895 to 3330 and encodes 811 amino acids. The record is from RefSeq and is a predicted model, not a curated record. Gene Ontology annotation, cellular component: presynaptic active zone. Gene Ontology annotation, biological process: neuromuscular junction development. Gene Ontology annotation, molecular function: protein binding. NCBI's taxonomy places the organism in Eukaryota, Metazoa, Chordata, Actinopteri, Cypriniformes, Nemacheilidae. The transcript is spliced from 23 exons.
UCAGUUUUUUUUUGGUGCUGAAUCAGUUCCUGUGAAUCAGUGAAUGAAAGCUGAUGACUUUUAAAGAGAGAUGGCAGAAGCAAGCUCUGUUAGCAUAACGUUGAUUAGCGACACGGUCGCACAUGCUAUGAUGAUAUGGGCAGUUCUCCUGUCAAGACUAGACCGAUUUAUGUAUUUAGUUUUCUAAAUUCAUAACUGUUUGUUUACCUAGCUAGCAAGCUUUCUUUACAGUUAAGUUUCAGUUUACCGCAAAGUUCUUAAGCAACCCUGAGGUACAUGUUUCUCUUUCAGUGUGGCUAAACAGUUUCUUAUUUCAGUUUCUUAUUUCUUUAUUUUCCGUUGCAAUUGUGACUUUAUGCAAAUGCCUUCGUUAAUUUGUAGUGAGCUCCUUUAUUGGCUUAGCAUUGAAGUCAUGUCAAAGCCGUCUGGUUAGAACUCUCUAUUGGCUGCCAAAGUGUCAUUUAACACCUUUACAACAGCACACAAAUGUGUGUGGACCGCCGCUGUACGUCUCUUUGUGGAAGUUUAUUCAGUCAUUGGCGGCAUGCCAUUCAUUCAAUGAAGUGGACAAGCAGGUUAGCACCUCCUCUUGCCCGCCUCUCUGUUGACUUUCAGUUUCUGUGUGCGUGUGGAUCAAGUUUUGCUCUCUGAGAAGUCAACGUCUCCUCUGAAUUUCUCCUGUUGUAUUUCAUAUAUCUAGAAUAUGUAAAAAAUCAGUCCUCCAGCAACAAUGAGAGCUAUCAGGAGAGGUUGGCGAGACUAGAAGGUGACAAAGAGUCUUUGGUUCUCCAGGUGAGCGUCCUUACUGACCAGGUUGAAGCUCAAGGAGAAAAGAUCAGGGAUCUAGAAAGCUCCUUGGAGGAACACCACCAUAAACUCAAUUCUACUGAGGAAAUGCUCCAGCAGGAGCUCCGCAGUCGAACUUCUCUGGAGACGCAGAAACUAGAAUUGAUGGAUGAAGUUUCCGGUCUGAAACUCAAGUUGGUCGGUAUGGAGGACACACACAACAACACCGAUGAAGAGGAAAGACAUCAUAAGGCUGAGAGUGUUGUAAACCUAAUAAGUGAACUGCAGGAGCAGAUGUGUAAAUUCCAGGAGGAAAUCAGCACUCGCAUUCAGAAACAGCAGGCCCUCGAGAGCCAGGGGGACGCCGCGGCACGCGAGGCUUAUGACCAGAGCCCCGAUGUGGGCCUCGGUGCCUCGGACGCAGAGGAAUGCGGCUGUCGCUGCAGAGGCGGAGGAGAGAAUGCUUUGCUGCAGGAGCUCCACCUUCUAAAGACCAAAGUUGAUGAACUUGAAGGAGAGAAAUCGCAAUAUGAGAGGAAACUCAAAGCCACAAAGGCAGAGAUGGGCAAACUCCAGCAGCUGCUCGCCGCCAAAGAUGCCGAAAUCGAGCGUUUGCAGAACCAGCUCCUGUCCAGGGGAACCGUCAGCAGUGACAUCACAGAGAGAGAUCAAGAAUUACAGAGGCUGAGAUCGGGAAUGGAGACGUUGAUAGUUACCAAUAAUGAAAAGGAUCGCCAUAUAGAGGAACUCAAUGCUAUGUUAGGCCAGUACCGAAAAAUGAAAGAUGGUUUUUCUGCUGUGGCUAAUGAUCCGUUACUGAGCGGCAGUAGUGAAGAAGACAUCAGUGGCGGUCGGAAAAUCAGAGCCUUGACUCAUAAAGCGUACUCGGAUAUUAUCAGAUCAGAACUGCAGAUGUCUUCACGAGGACCCUCGCCGCUUCUGGUCUCUCCUCCGGGUCUGCAGAGAGAGCUGGACUCCAGCUGUCGCUAUACACAGCCCUCCAUGGGGACUUCUAUGGUAUCCAUUGGUGUUUUGGAUGUGUACAACAGACAAUGGUCGAUUUCACGAAUGCUGUCCACCAGCCUGGAAGAGCUUCAAAGCGGGAGAUCACAGACUCAUGUGGUGGGACAACCUAUAGAAGCUGCUUUAGAGAAUCGAUAUCAUACAGACAACAGCAAGUACCAGACCCUCCCAGGACAUUUUGGUCGUCCGGAGCAGAACGGCAUGAGACUGCAGGCGUCUUCCCCGCUGCAGCAGUCUCCCGAUGAGAGCGAAGGCAGCGAGUUUAACUUAAGAAAGUCUGAGAAGGCGGAUGACUCAACGCUGUCUGACCUUUCGCCCGUAUCGUCUGGGGUCGAUUCGGGCCAGCAGUCGCCUGUUUCACCAGAAAACAAGAAGAACCAGAAAGGAUUCAGAAAACUUUGGGGAAAGAUCAGAAGAACCCAGUCAGGCAGUCUCCCUGCAGAUUCGGAUUCAGAGUUUAAGAGAGGAGGCUUCAGGGCCACGGCCGGUCCUCGACUCACCUGCCUCGGCAUCGGUGCCUCUCCACGUGAGAUGAACGCUCCCUUCUCAAAGUGGUCAUGUGAUCAGGUCUGCGCUUGGAUGGAGGAGUUUGGGCUGGGUCAGUACGCACAUAUGGCCAGACAGUGGGUCACUAGCGGCCAGUCACUGCUUUCUGCUUCACCACAGGACAUUGAGAAGGAGCUGGGAAUAAAACACCCGCUGCAUAGGAAGAAACUUCAGCUGGCUCUGCGCUCCCUCAACACAAAGAUCACAGAGAAAUCAUCUGAACUUCAUCAUGUUUGGGUCACACGUUGGCUGGAUGAUAUUGGUCUACCGCAGUACAAAGACCAGUUUAGUGAAGCACGUGUGGACGGGAGAAUGCUGCAGUACUUUACAGUGAAUGAUCUACUGUUCCUUAAAGUCACCAGCCAACUGCAUCACCUCAGCAUCAAGUGUGCCAUUCACGUCCUGCAUGUGAACAAGUUUAACCCCAACUGCCUGAAGAGAAGACCUGGAGAUGAGAACAUGACAUCGCCUUCUGAGGUGGUUCAGUGGUCCAAUCAUCGCGUGAUGGAGUGGCUGAGAUCGGUUGAUCUGGCAGAAUACGCCCCCAACCUAAGAGGCAGUGGAGUGCAUGGAGGACUGAUAAUUCUGGAACCACGUUUUAACUCGGAAACCCUCGCCAUGCUCCUGAAUAUUCCCACGCAGAAGACUCUUCUGAGGAGGCACCUGGCCACCAAGUUCAACACACUGGUGGGUUCUCAGUCUCAGCAGGAGAAACGAGAAUACAUGGAAUCACCAGGAUACACACCGCUGACCACCACAGGAAAAGUCCGGCCUCGUAAAAUGGGUUUCUCUACUUUCGGGCAUCGUAAGAAACGCGGCGAAGACUGCACAGACUACAUUUGCCCUCUGGACGCAUCCCAAGCCCAGGCUCUGCUCAACGGGACCAGCCGGCCCUACAGCGGCUUCAGGGGUCUGAGCCCAAUCUUUGACAGAGACCCAGAGAGAAGGGAGCAGGUGGGACCCCCACAGAACUGAUGCUGUAAUAGCCAUCACCUCUGAGCUUGCAGCCAAUAACCCUCCACCCAUAUCCCACAAAUCCACGCCUACUUCAACACACCCUGCUUUCCUUCAAUGCCAUUAUUUAACACCCCAGCAUCCCUCAUUGAUCUAUCUGGACGCUUCAGAAAGUCACUCGAUGGAUCCAAGGAUUCAAUAUUGUAUUUUGACAUCAUCUCACCAUUGCAACAUGGUGUUAUAAGAGGGUUAGCCCAAAACAGUGCCACUUUACCUGUGAUGGACAAUGAAAAAUCUUCUAUUAUUUUUGUGAAUUGUUUAAAAACGUUUUAUUCUGGGGGUUUAUCAAACAAGUAUUCCAUUUUUAUAACCUUCACCUACUUUGUGCUGUUUUGAAAGACAGUAUGUACAAUGAUAUUUAUGCAAUAUUUGCAUAUUUUAGGGAUUUAUUUAAUGGUAUAUUUAUGUUGGUGAAUUUUAAAAACACACGCAAAAUACUUCACGUCGGAAAACUGCACAUUUUGACAAAUGUGACUUACCUGGUUAUUUUCAUACAAUAAGAUGUACAAUGAUAUUUUUAUAGGUAGAAAUCUUGACUCUUCUGUUAAUGAAGAGCUCUUGUCUGUUCAUUGUAAUGAUAUAUUUCAAAACUAAUGUGACAUACAGAUGAUCAAUAAACCUCAUCAACCACU